ACCAGAAGAAGAGCACUCAGCAGAAACACCAGACAGCGCAGCAGAUAUUGCUAUUGCUCACACACCAUUGCUAGACAUAUCCUCUUGCCAUUGCUUUUCUCCUCUACAACUCCACAACUCCACAAUGUCUGCUGAAGAAGAGUCCAUUUUCCGUUCUGCGGAAAUGUCAUUGAUCCAAUUGUAUAUUCCCAAUGAGAUAUCAAGGGAAACUGUUUAUUCCUUGGGAAGUCUGGGCUUGAUUCAAUUUAACGAUUUAAACAAAAAAAUCAACUCCUUUCAAAGAAAUUUCAUAAAGGAAAUCAGAAAACUAGAUGAAGUUGAAAGACAAUAUAGAUUCUUUAAAUCCAAACUAGACUCUAAAAGUAUUUCACUAAUCGAUGACCAAUACCAGUUGGAUGCCAAUCCCAUCGAUACCUUCAAUAUUAUAAAAGAAAGUGAAAUCGAUACCUAUAUCGAAAAUGCGACUUUUUUAGAAAAAAGGUUGAUCCAAUUAAUUGACUCUUCGGAAUCCUUACAGUUUAAAAAAAUGAAAUUGGAAGAAUUAAGAUACGUUCUCUCAAAUUCUGCCACUUUCUUGGACAGAAAGGAAACCACUGCUAACUUUCAAAGAAACUCAAUCAUCUCAUUUAACGAUCUACAAAAUUCUACAAACAAUUUAUCCAACCCUCCAGAUUUUGAUGACCAUUACGAUAUCGAUGAUAAUAUUCAAUUCAUCACUGGCGUCAUUCCCAGAGAAAAUUUCGUUUUUUUGCAGCAAAUUCUUUGGAGAACUCUCAGAGGUAAUUUAAUCCUCAACUCAAUAGAAAUUGAGUCUCCAAUUUAUGAUCCUGUCUCUAAAAAAUUCAUCUCGAAAAACUUUUUUAUCAUUUUUUCUCAUGGUAAUUUGAUCUUAAAUAAAAUUAAAAAAAUUUGUGAAAGUUUAAGCUCAAACCUAUACGUUAUUCAAUUUGAUAAGGUAAAGAGAUCUUCAACUUUCUUGGAAACUAACCAAAACUUAAAUGAUCUAAAUUUAGUGCUCAACCAAACUGUUCAAACUUUAGACACUGAAUUAAUCGCCAUCUCAAAAGUCCUCACUGGUUGGUCUCAAACUAUUAAAAAGGAAAAAUCAAUUUAUAAAAUCUUAAACCUAUUCAACUAUGAUGUUAAUAGGAAAACGCUUAUAGCUGAAGGCUGGGUACCAACAAAUCAACUUCUAAACAUUAAAUCAAUUUUAAAAAAAAUCACUGAUUCCUCCGGUUCAAGUGAUAUCCUAAUCAUCUUGAAUGUCUUAUCAACAAAUAAGACUCCCCCUACUUAUCACAAGACAAAUAAAUUCACAAAUGCUUUUCAAAAUAUCUGUGAUGCUUAUGGUGUAGCCACCUACAGAGAAGUUAACCCUGGUUUACCAACAAUUAUUACUUUUCCCUUUAUGUUUGCUAUCAUGUUUGGUGAUUUAGGUCAUGGCUUUUUACUAUUCUUAGCUGCUUUGCCCUUUAUAAUCAAUGAAAAAAAAAUUUCCCAAAUGAAAAGAGAUGAUAUGUUUGAUAUGGCUUUUUCUGGUAGAUACAUCAUUUUAUUAAUGGGUAUCUUUUCAAUGUACACUGGUUUGAUGUAUAACGAUAUUUUCAGUCUUUCAAUGACUUUCUUUAAAUCAGGUUGGAAAUGGCCAGAACAUUUUGAAGUCGGUGAAUCAAUCGAAGCAACUCAAACUGGUGUUUACUUUUGGGGUGUAGACUCCAUUUGGCAUGGUUCUGAUAAUGCUUUAUUAUUCUUAAACUCCUAUAAAAUGAAAUUGUCUAUUAUAAUGGGUUUCAUUCACAUGGCUUAUUCAUACAUGUUUUCUUUAGUAAAUUAUAUUCAUUUUAAAUCUGUCAUUGAUAUUGUUGGUAAUUUCAUACCUGGUUUAUUGUUCAUGUGGAGUAUUUUUGGUUAUUUAACUAUUUGUAUUGUCUAUAAAUGGACCAUUGACUGGGUUGAAAUUGAAAAACCUGCGCCAAGUUUAUUAAAUAUGUUGAUCUCAAUGUUCUUAUCUCCCGGACAAAUUGAUCAACCUUUAUACGAUGGUCAAAAACAACUCCAAGUUUUCCUUCUAAUUAUUGCUUUAAUUUGUAUUCCUUGUCUUUUGGCUGUCAAACCUCUAUAUUUGAAAAGAAAAAUUGAUCAAAAGACCCAAUAUCAAACAAUUGAAGAUGCUUCUCCAAUCGUGUCUUCUGACACCCAUAUUGGCAAUGAAAAUUAUGAUAACGACGUUGAAAAUCACAAUGGUGAAGAAGAUGAUGAAGAUAGUGAGCAUGGAGAUCAUGAUGAAAAUUUCGGUGAUAUCAUGAUUCACCAAGUUAUUCAUACAAUUGAAUUUUGUCUUAAUUGCGUUUCACAUACUGCUUCUUAUUUGCGUUUAUGGGCUUUAUCGUUGGCUCAUGCUCAACUUUCUCAAGUUUUAUACACAAUGACAUUAGCUAAUUCUUUUGAAAUGAAAGGUUUUUUGGGAGUGUUUAUGACAUUUUUCUUGUUCUCCAUGUGGUUUGUCUUAACAGUAUGUGUCCUAGUUGUUAUGGAAGGAACUUCAGCUAUGUUACAUAGUUUAAGAUUGCAUUGGGUUGAAAGUAUGAGUAAAUUUUUCGAAGGUGAAGGUUAUGCUUAUGAACCGUAUUCUUUCGAUACUAUUUUACAAGAGGAAAUUUAAAGUUCAGUUGAAUUUGAGAACUUGAAAUAAUUCAAUUGAAAAGAUUAAAACAAAAGCUCUUAAAUAUCACCAAAAAAUAAACAAAAAAACAAGACAAAAAACAAGACAAAAAACAAAAGGCUAAAAAUUAAAAACGAAACAUGAUCAACCUUCCUAUUUACUACCUUAAUUUUAUGGUUUAAUUCUUGUCAAAGAUUAAAACAUUAAAACUAUUUUGGUUUCCGGUAAAUCCCUUUCAAAAUAUUUUUUAAACAAUAAAAAGAAUUAACGUUUUCCGACUCUAAUUACAUUUUAUUUACAUUUUUUUGAAAAGUAUUUAGUUUAAUUGAUUUUUUUUAUAUACUAUCAAUCUACAUUUAUUAUUCAUUUCUUUUUGUUGAG
Messenger RNA from Ascoidea rubescens DSM 1968, 3043 nucleotides. It is a transcript of the gene VPH1, whose product is annotated as H(+)-transporting V0 sector ATPase subunit a. Gene Ontology annotation, cellular component: fungal-type vacuole membrane; vacuolar proton-transporting V-type ATPase complex; vacuolar proton-transporting V-type ATPase, V0 domain. The transcript is spliced from 2 exons. The record is from RefSeq and is a predicted model, not a curated record. Lineage: Eukaryota; Fungi; Ascomycota; Saccharomycetes; Ascoideales; Ascoideaceae. The coding region runs from base 125 to 2662 and encodes 845 amino acids. Gene Ontology annotation, molecular function: proton-transporting ATPase activity, rotational mechanism; ATPase binding. Gene Ontology annotation, biological process: vacuolar acidification; proton transmembrane transport.